UGACGAACAAGCAGCAUAUGGUGUUCCUGGGUUUGCGGGAUAUCCACAGCAAACAUGGCAACCCGCUGUAAAUCGACGUCACUGGUCUGCGGCUGCCAGUGAGUUUGCUGUUGCUAGCUUUUGUUCGCUGAUCGAUAAUCUGGUUAACUAGCUGGUAGCGCAUCCAGACACGGACACUAAAAUGAUAAAACCUUACAUGUAAAAGUGAAGUGUUACACGGUGAUCAGCCUGGGGUAAAACCUGAAGGGCCUGCAGUGGAGCUGUAGCUUGGCACUGCCACUCCUUCUACCACUGCCUUCUCCCCACCUUUAUUCGCUCACUGCUUCUCGAGGUCGUCUUCUCCAGUUGUCAACAUGGUGGCUGUGUUCAUACUCUGGCGGUGUCACUGACCUCCACCGUGGACUCUCCACCAUGGAGAGGAAACGCAGAAAGAAAUUAAUCUAGCUGCUCAGGCUGUUUGCAGUAUGGACUCAUUUUUAGAACUGUGGACCUGAAAAGCUCUGCUUUUAGCUGUUUGGUUGCCAUCAGAUGCAGCGCCGGCCCGUGUCAAACGGCCUGUCGGAACUGAUGGUUUGUGCCACUUCACAGCUCAGAAUGGUCUGGCUUCCUGUGUGGGCGUCCUUGCUGGUGGGGCUGCUGGUGGGCUUUCUGCCUGUGGUGGGGAUGGAGCCAGCGGGUAAAGCCAAAUCUGUAUCUGCCCUCCCACUGUUGUCUGGCUCCAACUGCUCCCAGCUCACCUUAAAAGUAGAGUUCUCCUCCAGAGUGGUGGAACAUGAAUACAUCGUAGCAUUCACAGGAUACUUUUCAGCCAAGGCCCGGAGUCUGUACAUCAGCAGUGCCCUGCGGAAUGUUGGGAAUACAGCAGUGGAGUGGCAUAUUGUUCCCAGAGAAAACCCAGCCUCUGACUUUCCCAGUGACUUUGAGCUGGUCCACAUCCGUCAAGCUUCGCCCAGCAGCCUCCUGACUUUAGAGGACCACCCUUACAUCAAGAGGGUGACGCCUCAACGCAAAGUGUUUCGUUCACUCAAAUACAUUCCCUCACCCGAGUCUGGAGCACCCUGCAAUUCCACCCGCGGGACACAAAUAUGGCAGUCGUGGCAAUCAUCCCGGCCUUUUCGGCGAACCAGCUUGUCAUUGGGUUCGGGUUUCUGGCACGCCACAGGCCGGCACUCCACCCGACGUCUGCUGCGGGCCAUCCCUCGCCACGUGGCCCAGAUCCUGCAGGCUGAUGUUCUCUGGCAGAUGGGCCACACGGGAUCUGGUGUGAAGGUGGCCGUGUUUGAUACAGGCCUGAGUGAGAAGCACCCUCAUUUUAAAAACGUGAAGGAAAGGACCAACUGGACAAACGAGAAGACGCUGGAUGAUGGUUUGGGUCACGGUACGUUUGUAGCGGGAGUGAUUGCCAGUAUGCGGGAGUGUCAGGGCUUUGCACCGGAUUCAGAGCUGCACAUUUUCAGAGUGUUCACAAACAACCAGGUGUCCUACACGUCGUGGUUCCUGGAUGCUUUCAACUAUGCCAUCCUAAAGAAGAUCGAUGUUCUCAACCUCAGCAUUGGGGGACCUGACUUCAUGGACCACCCCUUUGUUGAUAAGGUGUGGGAGCUCACUGCUAACAGAGUGAUUAUGGUCUCUGCUAUCGGCAACGAUGGACCUCUGUAUGGCACAUUGAACAACCCAGCAGACCAGAUGGACGUGAUCGGGGUCGGAGGGAUCGACUUUGAAGACAACAUCGCUCGUUUUUCUUCCAGAGGCAUGACCACCUGGGAGCUGCCCGGGGGCUACGGCAGGGUGAAGCCUGACAUUGUCACCUAUGGUUCUGGCGUUCGGGGGUCAGGGAUGAAGGAGGGAUGUCGUUCCCUGUCGGGGACCAGUGUGGCUUCUCCUGUGGUGGCCGGCGCUGUCACGCUCUUAGCCAGCACGGUUCUGAACCGGGAGUUGGUGAACCCAGCCUCCAUGAAGCAGGCGCUGAUUGCCUCGGCGCGCAGGCUGCCAGGGGUCAACAUGUUUGAGCAGGGCCACGGUAAACUAGAUCUGAUCAGAGCCUACCAAAUCCUCAACAGCUACAGACCUCAGGCCAGUCUUUCUCCCAGCUACAUUGACCUGACAGAAUGCCCGUACAUGUGGCCAUACUGCUCUCAGCCGAUCUACUACGGAGGAAUGCCCACCAUCGUCAACGUGACCAUUCUCAACGGUAUGGGUGUGACCGGUAGGAUUGUUGACAAGCCCAUCUGGCAGCCAUACCUUCCACAGAACGGCGACCACAUUGAUGUGGCCGUCUCGUACUCACCAGUGCUCUGGCCGUGGGCCGGCUACCUGGCUGUGUCCAUCUCUGUGGCCAAGAAAGCGGCAUUAUGGGAGGGGAUCGCUCAAGGUCAUGUGAUGGUUACAGUGGCAUCACCUGCAGAGAAUGACUCUGAGGUUGGCGGUGAUCUGACUUCCACCGUCAAAUUGCCAGUCAAGGUGAAGAUUGUUCCAACUCCUCCACGGAGUAAAAGGGUGCUGUGGGACCAGUACCACAACCUGCGCUACCCACCAGGCUACUUCCCACGGGAUAACCUCCGCAUGAAAAAUGAUCCCCUAGACUGGAAUGGGGACCACAUCCAUACUAACUUCAGAGAUAUGUAUCAGCACCUGAGGAGUAUGGGAUACUUCGUAGAAGUGUUGGGAGCUCCCAUAACUUGCUUUGAUGCCAGUCAGUACGGCACGCUGCUGAUGGUGGACAGCGAGGAGGAGUACUUCCCAGAGGAGAUCACCAAGCUGCGGAGGGACGUGGACAAAGGUCUCUCGCUAAUCAUCUUCAGUGACUGGUACAACAUCUCUGUCAUGAGGAAGGUCAAGUUCUACGAUGAAAACACCAGGCAGUGGUGGAUGCCGGACACAGGGGGCGCCAAUGUGCCAGCUUUAAAUGACCUGAUCUCAGUGUGGGGGAUGGCUUUCAGUGACGGGUUGUAUGAGGGAGACUUCACUUUGGCUGAUCAUGACAUGUACUACGCCUCAGGUUGCAGCCUUGCCCGAUUCCCAGAAGAUGGAAUAGUGAUUGCCAAGAAUCUUAAGGACCAAGGUCUGGAAGUGUUGAAGCAGGAGACGGCAGUAGUGGAAGAAGUCCCCAUCCUGGGACUGUACCAAACGCCCUCUGAUGGAGGUGGGCGUAUCGCUCUCUACGGAGAUUCCAACUGUAUAGACGACAGUCACAGACAGAAAGACUGUUUCUGGCUGUUAGACGCUCUCCUCCAGUAUACGUCCUACAGUAUGACUCCGCCCAGUCUCAGCCACUCACACAGCCGGGUAGCGCCACCAACAGGCACAGACCGGCUACUGCCACAGAGACUGGAAGGAAACCAUCUUUACCGUUACUCCAAGGUUCUGGAGACUCAUCUGGGAGACCCAAAGCCCCGCCCCCUGCCUGCCUGCCCCCACUUGUUUUGGGCAAAACCACAGCCAGUCAAUGAGACGGCGCCCAGUAACCUGUGGAAGCACCAGAAGCUUCUCUCGGUGGAUCUGGAUAAGAUCACACUGCCUAACGUCAGGCCGUAUCGUCCCCAGGUCAGGCCACUGUCCCCGGGAGAGAGCGGGGCCUGGGACAUACCUGGAGGAAUAAUGCCUGGUCGUUACAACCAGGAAGUGGGUCAGACCAUUCCUGUUUUUGCCUUUCUGGGAGCCAUGGUGGUUCUUUCCUUUUUUGUGGUCCAACUCACAAAAGCCAAGAGCAAACCCAAGCGCAGGAAACCCCGCAUCAAACGUCCCACAUACCUGCAGCAGCAGACGGCGACUGGGAAGAACCCGACGGUCUGAUUGGACCUGCGAUGUACAGCUGGUGCUGGGUUCGGACCAGAGUGGGCUUUACCCUGGCAGAUGUCAGAGGUUCGGGCUUAAUCAAAGUGUCAUAAACUCUAGAGGCGAACGUCUUGGAGCCUGUUGACAAACUUCAGCUGCAGGUACGUCAGCAGAAACCGUUUCCGUGUCUCUGUGGCCCGGGUGCGUGGAUUUGUGGACUAAUGAACAGUAUUCCUUGGUGUUGUGCCUGGUCCAAAAACGGUGUUCUUGCUUUUCUGACCAAACACCUUCUUCAUUGAUGAAAUAUUUUUGACUUUUCUAUUUAUUUAAUUUGUUGAUGCCCUGACACACAAACAUAGUCGCUUCAUACAGUCACAUAACGACAGGUGGACAGUGGACCUGAGGAUGGACUGUUUUUUCCUGAAUGGACAGUCAGAUCCUGCCCAUAUGGAUUCAGUCUUUUUUUUUUUCCUUUUUUUCUCUUUUUUUUUUUUUUAAAGAAUAUUUUAUAAUGAACUCUGGCCAAACCUUGUGUUAAUAUUCUUCUUUGUGACCUGAUGGUCAACAAACUCUUUAAAUACAUCUUCAAAUAAAAAAAGCAUAUUCAAAUCA
Thalassophryne amazonica is the source of this 4386-nucleotide messenger RNA. It is a transcript of the gene mbtps1, whose product is annotated as membrane-bound transcription factor peptidase, site 1. Gene Ontology annotation, cellular component: Golgi apparatus. Gene Ontology annotation, molecular function: serine-type endopeptidase activity. The record is from RefSeq and is a predicted model, not a curated record. Lineage: Eukaryota; Metazoa; Chordata; Actinopteri; Batrachoidiformes; Batrachoididae. Bases 529 to 3792 code for a protein of 1087 amino acids. Gene Ontology annotation, biological process: proteolysis. The transcript has 23 exons.